AUGUUUACCAACACAAUGCCAGUCGUGCUGCACGCACUCGAUGCAAUGUGUGCCAAUCGAGGUUGCGAUUGCGUCUAUACACCGAGCAAGAGAGGUGGUGCAAGAAGACGCAAGAAGAACACCAAUAGCGAAGGUCGUAUAGAACAAUCCCCACCAAAUGAGCUCCUUACUGGUCCAGCCCCGGUGGUUUCAUUGGCCACCCCUGGCGCUGGUCUUCUCCAGAGAGAUGAACAAUUGGAUUUUGAUAUGGACUUUGCAUUUGACUCAAACAUGCAAGGGAAUCAAGAACCUUUGUCAAUGAACGAUGGAUUUUUAUCACAAAAUGUGCUAGAUGAUACCUUUCAAAUGGAGAAAGAAACACCUGUAGUAAGAACUUAUGCUAACGAUGAGGACAUUUUGAGCGCAUAUUAUGUUUACAUCCAUCCGUAUUUCCCUGUUCUUCCACCCCCUUUGAUCAACCAAGCUGUUGACAAAUUGGAAACCGGGGUACAAGGACCAAACGAUAUCUUAUUUCAUAGCAGAAGCAAUCCACAAUUUCAAUCUGCUUCCCCGAUGACUCUUGCGAUCUCCGCACUACUUGCACUAAUUCCACAUCCUGACGAUCCAAGCCCCACAUCUCCAGAAUCUAUUAUACUACGUCGAAAUCAAGCACAAGUCUUUGCUCAGUUAGCGAUUGACGGCGUUGAGAUUGAGAAUGAGAUGAUAGAGUCUAUAGUGGACCCUGGGGAGGCUCUAAGCGCCCAAGAGAUGCAGAUAUAUCGCUCACAAAUUCACUCGCAAGUAAGGUUGGAGGCGGAGAGUACAAUCGCACUGCUGCUACUAUGUACUUAUGAAUAUUCCCAACGAGGAAAUAUUUCGAAGAUGCGCAAGAGGUGUGGACAAGCUUUGGUAUCUGCCAUGGACUUGGGAUUACAUUCAAAGGAUAAAGUGGAUUAUGCAUAUGCCGAAUCAGAUAGACGAGUAUGGUGGAUGACGGUAUGUACGUCUGCGUUUGCCAAGGCUCUAUACUUAGUUGCAUGGUAUGUAUUUCUCUCCAAGCGCUCAUUCCUUCAUGUUUUGACCAAAGCUAUAAAGGCGCCCUCGAUUCUCCUCUCCGAUCCAAGAUUCACGACGCCACUCCCAACCUUUGGGUCUGAUUCGGAUGCUUGGGAUGUUUUUCUUGAAGCACAAAGAGUGAUUGCAACAGCAACACAAUUCGUGAUUGAUCUCGAAUCGUCUUUGAAAUCAGAAUCUCAUGAUCUGAAACUCUGGGAGGCAAUGGCAGGAUUGGAAAAGACCAUUGAGCCGCUGGUUCAAAAUGCAGAAAAGUGGUCCUAUGGAAACGUGGAUUAUAUGGAACCAUCAGAGAGCGUCGUCGCAAAAAGCCUGCGGCUGAUGACACGUAUCAAGCUGAACAGCGCGAGGAUUAAGAUCCAUCGAUAUUGUGCGUUCUCCGAUAUGCCAGUCUUCACGAAGAAGCAUUGUGACUUGUCUUCCACCACCCCUUCUGUUGGACAAAAUCCGGGUACCGCCUGCGGUUGUAGCAAUAACCUACAGCAAGCCACGGCCACUUUGACGCUCAGUCCCGGUAUUCUAAACUCCCCAUUACCUGAUGAUAGUUCUGUUUUCGAUUCUCCGAUUCUGCCAUUUAGUGGUCGAUUUUCCUCAAAAGUAUGCAUGCAAUCCGCAUUCAACAUCGCCCAAUCAUUCCGUGCUUUGCCAUUUCCACGGCCUUCAGAUCCAAGGAAUACUUCCUAUUGGAACAGCACUAUACAAACAAAUCUACCUCGCAUGAUGCCAAUAUUUGCCUGCUGCAGUAUGCAAGCAAGUUACUCAAUGAUUAUGCUUUGCCACAAGACUCUUGCAAUUAAGCAAGCUACUUCUUUCGAAGAUGGACUCAGGAGGAGGACCGAUAAGCUAUUAUUUCAAUUACAUGAGGGCAUCAAAAUGAUUCUGGAUGCCUUGGAGAAUUAUUCAACGGCAAAUGAAGCCUUGAAAGGGAUGCGAGAUCAAAUACGUAUGGCGAUGGAUUCCGUUGCGGCUGUUCAAUGA
Botrytis fragariae is the source of this 2031-nucleotide messenger RNA. RefSeq names its product putative c6 zinc finger domain-containing protein. The record is from RefSeq and is a predicted model, not a curated record. The transcript is spliced from 8 exons. The coding region runs from base 1 to 2031 and encodes 676 amino acids. Lineage: Eukaryota; Fungi; Ascomycota; Leotiomycetes; Helotiales; Sclerotiniaceae.